UGGGAGCCUAUCCACUCACCCUGUCAGUCCGGAUUCCAUGUUGGUCCCUCUGCCUGGUCCAUGGCAGCCAUUUCCUUUUCUGGUGCAAAGCCCUCUGUCUGCACCACCUUGGGUCUGUGCCGUCCUUGGUCAUUUAUCCUCUCACAAGGCUAACCAUCCUCAUGGUGUUCUACACACCUGACUGUCCCCUGUCCCAGCACUCCUGGGCUGGGGCCUGACCCUGCUCCUUACACACCAGCCACUCGGGCCUCCCUCACCACUUUCUCGGGGGGCCGUGUCUGGGCACAGGCUCACUGCCCCUAGCCUCUUCUGGGCUGCCGGAAAGAUUGGGGACGGUCUCCUAGAGACCCCCUCACAUCUGUCCCUCUUCCCAGGUCCAGAGAGCCACAAUUACAGUCACUGCAGCUCCUGUCACAUCGCAGCCACACGGCUGCCAAUGACAGCACAGAGGCUGGCACCCCUCCCCCACAGGCCCCCACAGACAGGUCCACGUGCGUCCCCAGAUGCCUGAAUCACUGCUGACGGUUUGGGACCUGGAGGCCGUGGGCUCCUGGGGAGCCACUGGGGAGGGGGGUGGCAGCCACGUCGUCUCCCAGGAACACCUGCGGACAUAAAUAGGCAGCGAGCGAAGGCAGCCCAGCACAGUCCGCACAGCGGCCCCACACACUGUGCCCACCUGCUCCAGGAUGCCAGACACCAUGCUACCCGCCUGCUUCCUGGGCCUGCUGGCCUUCACCUCCGCCUGCUACUUCCAGAACUGCCCGAGGGGUGGCAAGAGGGCCAUGUCUGACCUGGAGCUGAGACAGUGCCUCCCCUGCGGCCCCGAGGGCAAAGGGCGCUGCUUCGGGCCCAGCAUCUGCUGCGGCGACGAGCUGGGCUGCUUCGUGGGCACUGCCGAGGCGCUGCGCUGCCAGGAGGAGAACUACCUGCCGUCGCCCUGCCAGUCGGGCCACAAGCCGUGCGGGAGCGGGGGCCGCUGCGCCGCCGCGGGCAUCUGCUGCAACGACGAGAGCUGCGUGACCGAGCCCGAGUGUCGCGAGGGCGCUGGUUUUCACCGCCGCGCGCGCGCCAGCGACCGGAGCAACGGGACCCAGCUGGACGGGUCGACCGGCGCCCUGCUGCUGAGGCUGGUGCAGCUGGCGGGGGCGCCCGAGCCCGCGGAGCCCGCAGCACCCGGCGUCUACUGAGCCGCCCGCUCCCUCCCGCCCCCGCAGUCCAGAAAAUAAACCUUUUAAAAUGCA
Leopardus geoffroyi (Geoffroy's cat) is the source of this 1241-nucleotide messenger RNA. It is a transcript of the gene AVP, whose product is annotated as arginine vasopressin. NCBI's taxonomy places the organism in Eukaryota, Metazoa, Chordata, Mammalia, Carnivora, Felidae. The record is from RefSeq and is a predicted model, not a curated record. Gene Ontology annotation, molecular function: neurohypophyseal hormone activity. The transcript is spliced from 3 exons. Bases 687 to 1187 code for a protein of 166 amino acids. Gene Ontology annotation, cellular component: extracellular region; secretory granule.